Molecule: messenger RNA, 844 nt
Organism: Fulmarus glacialis (Northern fulmar)
Lineage: Eukaryota; Metazoa; Chordata; Aves; Procellariiformes; Procellariidae
Product: calcium/calmodulin-dependent protein kinase type II subunit alpha-like
Exons: 7
Coding region: 1-600 (199 amino acids)
Biological process (GO): protein phosphorylation
Molecular function (GO): calmodulin binding; calcium/calmodulin-dependent protein kinase activity
Source: RefSeq, a predicted model, not a curated record
AUGCUGCUGAUCCUCGGCCUCCUGGUCUUGGUGCCCUGCCUGGCUCUCCUAACCUCCUUCCUCCUCUCUCCAGGAGGCAAAAGCGGUGGCACCAAGAAGAAUGACGGCGUCCAGAAAAGAAAGUCCAGUUCCAGCGUUCAGUUAAUGGAAUCGUCGGAGAGCACCAACACCACCAUCGAGGAUGAAGACACCAAAGUACGGAAGCAAGAAAUCAUUAAAGUCACAGAGCAGCUGAUUGAAGCAAUAAGCAACGGCGACUUUGAGUCCUACACGAAGAUGUGCGACCCUGGGAUGACUGCCUUCGAGCCCGAGGCUCUGGGCAACCUCGUGGAAGGCCUGGAUUUCCACCGAUUCUACUUUGAAAACUUGUGGUCCCGAAACAGCAAGCCCGUGCACACGACGAUCCUGAACCCCCACAUCCACCUGAUGGGGGAUGAGUCCGCCUGCAUCGCCUACAUCCGCAUCACGCAGUAUGUGGACACAGGAGGGAUCCCCCGCACCGCCCAGUCCGAGGAGACCCGCAUCUGGCACCGCCGGGAUGGCAAAUGGCAAAUCGUCCACUUCCACAGAUCCGGCGCGCCCUCUGUCCUACCGCAGUAAGCCCUCUGAAGUGCGGUCCUGCCUGUGUGGGGUUUGUCACUGACUGACUACCAAGGGGAGACCUCCUCCAACAUCUUCACCUAUGGGACUUUGGCUGUUGGCUCUGCUGCUUGGUUCCUGCUGGAAUAACCCCUUGCUUCUCAUUGCACACACACAACGACCCUGCCGGCACUGCGCAAGCAUCCCAUCGACACCCCCCCAUCCCACCGGGGCCAGGGCACUGGGCCCCCUUCCUCUGCAUGAA